AUAUUGUGCCAAAUGAACCAAGCACAGGCUUAAUACAAAGCCAUUCAGCUACAUAGAUUUAAAAAAAAAAUGAGGCCCUUGGCCAAUCUCCAGUUGUCCAUACAAUUCCUCCUCUUCACUCUCUUCUUCAUUUCCUCUCAUGCAGCCAUCUUUCAAAUCCGCAAUGAGUGCCCUUACACUGUUUGGGCAGCAGCAAGCCCAGGUGGUGGUCGCCGCCUAGACCGCGGCCAAAGUUGGACCCUCAAUGUGGCCGCUGGCACUGCCAUGGCACGUAUUUGGGGUAGGACAAAUUGUAACUUUGAUGGUAGCGGUCGUGGCCAUUGCCAAACUGGGGAUUGUGGUGGUGUCCUAGAGUGUAAAGGCUGGGGUGUCCCUCCUAACACCUUAGCUGAAUAUGCACUUAACCAAUUUGGUAACAAGGAUUUCAUUGACAUUUCCCUAGUUGAUGGGUUCAAUAUUCCAAUGGACUUCAGCCCAACUAGUGGUGGGUGUCGUGGAAUUAGGUGCACAGCUGAUAUUAAUGGACAGUGUCCCAAUGAGUUGAAGACCCCAGGUGGGUGCAAUAACCCAUGUACAGUUUUCAAGACCAAUGAGUAUUGUUGUACUAAUGGGUAUGGUAGCUGUGGACCCACCAAUUUCUCAAGGUUCUUCAAGGAUAGGUGCAGAGAUGCUUAUAGUUACCCUCAGGAUGAUCCUACAAGCACAUUCACAUGCCCUGGUGGGACUAAUUAUAGGGUUGUGUUUUGCCCAGUAGGGUCACCUCGUUUCCCUCUAGAGAUGGUAGGAAGUAUGAGUGACGAGUAAUUAAAGAGUCUUUUUUGGGUUUUUGAGGCUUUGAGAGGUUGAUAAAAAUAAGGCCUCGAUCAGUAUGUAUUACUAUUUCCCUUUCUCUUUGUUUUGUUUCUGCUCAGCUGUAUAACCAAAACCUUAAUUAAAAUAAAGAUGUGUUUUAUCUA
This is a messenger RNA of Quercus robur (English oak), 956 nucleotides long. Its product is annotated as pathogenesis-related protein R major form-like. Gene Ontology annotation, biological process: defense response. The record is from RefSeq and is a predicted model, not a curated record. The transcript has 2 exons. The coding region runs from base 70 to 804 and encodes 244 amino acids. Lineage: Eukaryota; Viridiplantae; Streptophyta; Magnoliopsida; Fagales; Fagaceae. Gene Ontology annotation, cellular component: extracellular region.